GAGGCUCCGGAGGCGAGAGUCUCAGCCAUGGUCUCUGGCACUUAGGCACAGACGGAGCUAGCGCCGCAGAUAGAGAGAGAGCGCGAGAGAGAGAGAAAGAAAGAGAGAGAGGGAGAGAAAGUACAAGAGAGAGAACGCAAGGGUAGGGGGGCUGCUUUUGGGAGAAUUGCUCAACGCAGCAACGACCUCAGCCAAUGCAGCUGCUGAUACUAUGGAAACUAAACCUCUGACCAAUGGAAAUAAUGGAGGCUACGAUGUGGCAGGUUCCUGAAGGGUAUGAGCGCCUUGUCGGCGACCAGCGCUGUUCUUCUCUGGAGCCAGUGCUGGUGACAGGGACAUGGGCCUCUAUCUCAGGGCUUCCAGCACGCUCAACACAAGCGACGACCUGGUCCACAGCGCCACUGAAAGGGACGCGAGGUUCCCCCUUCUCGCCGGGGCGGCAGCAACACCACCACCACAGGCCCAGCACACAGCAGAACAUUGGGUCCCAAUCUCCUGGUAGACGCUCCAAGUAGCCUUCACUAAUGAGGAUGUCUGAUACUGUCAAUGUAAAGGAGACGAGCGAAACCAUGAGGGGUCUGGAGGUCGAGGAAAGCCACUCAACGCCAGGGAGCAACAACCUCAGCAAGUCUGAGAGCCGGGAGCAAAUCGAGCCUGAUGGGGAUGAGAACUGCUGCGAUGACAGGUCUGAACCACAGCGGCAAAUACCUGGACAAGGCGCCAAAAGGCCCAAGUCUAACGCAAAGUUAAAGUUAGUUCGGAGCCUGGCCAUUUGUGAAGAACCCUCUCCUCCCCCAAUUACCUCUGAACUGCUUCCAGAACAUCAGGAUGAAAUUCAGAUCAAGCUCUCCCAGUCAUUUGACAAAGAAGAUGCUCCAGCCAGUAAAAAUGAAGAUGAGCGAGACAAAAGCGGUGACAGGUUGGAGAUACUGGAGAAAAUGCCCCGCAAGAUGCUGUCAAGAGAUUCCAGUCAAGAAUACACAGACUCCACUGGCAUUGAUCUGCACGAGUUCUUGGUCAACACUUUGAAAAACAACCCCAGAGACAGAAUGAUGCUGCUGAAGUUGGAACAGGACAUCCUGGACUUCAUUAGCAACAAUGAAAGCCAGAGGAGAAAGUUCCCCCCCAUGACCUCCUACCACAGAAUGCUCCUGCACAGAGUAGCGGCCUACUUCGGCUUAGACCACAACGUCGACCAAACCGGGAAAUGUGUAAUCAUCAACAAAACUAGCAAUACGAGAAUACCAGAUCAGAAGUUUUCCGAACACAUUAAAGAUGACAAGACCGAUGAUUUCCAGAAGCGAUACAUCCUAAAAAGGGACAACUCCAGCAUAGACAAAGAUGACAACAUGAUGAGAAUGAGGUUGAAAGAAGACAGGAGGAGUAAAUCAAUAGAAGAGCGAGAAGAGGAGUAUCAGCGGGCAAGAGACAGAAUAUUCGCUGAUGGUUUGGAUGCUUUUCCUCUUGAUAAAAGGAUCCAGGAGGAUGAUGCUUGUAACAGCACUCAGCAGAGGCGGCAAAUUUUUAGGUUGAAAGACGGCCGAUCAGGGAAUAGCCGCCAAAGCAGUUCUGAGAACGAGCCCAAGUAUUCAGAACCGCGGCCCUGGAGCAGCACUGACUCAGACAGCUCCAACCGCAACCUCAAGCCCGCCAUGACCAAGGCCAGCAGCUUCAGCGGCAUCUCGGUACUGAUCCGCGGGGACAGCUCCAGCAGCAGCAAGAGCGUGGGACGCCUCUCAAAGACUGGUUCUGACUCUUCUAGUAGUGUAGGUUCAUCCACGGGCUCGCUCUCUCGCUCCCAGCCUCCCCCUCCUCCUGCCCCGGCCCUAACCCAGCCGGCCCACGCCGCGCCUUUGGCCUACCCUGCUGUCAGCACUAGUAGCAGUGUGUCCUAUGAGGGGGGCAGAAGCGGGCCCCCGGUGACCACGGCUAACGCUAGCUACUAUUUGCUUCCCCUGGAAGCGGCGGGGAUACCGCCUGGAAGUAUCCUGGUCAACUCGCACACAGGUCAGCCUUUUAUGAACCCGGAUGGCAGUGCUGUGGUCUACAACCCCACCGUUGCUCCUCAGGCUCCCAGGUCACAGCAGCCUUUACCACCUCCUCCACCUCCUCCUCCACCUCCUGGCCCCCACCAGCAUCAGUCCAGCAAUCAUGUCAUCCCUCAGCCCCUCUGGCCUGUCCAGCCCUCCGCUCAGCCUGUCCAGUACUCAACGGUGUCUUACCCACCACAGCUCCUCUCCGUCUCCCCUAACCAACAGUACACUGUGCAAGACAACCUGAGCGCCCAGUUUAGCCACAUGAGCCUUGUGCGGCAGCCGUCUGGGGAGGGCCGCGACGCCCACACUGCCAUGUACCCCUCCUCCGUGGUGCUUCAGGCCCCUCCGCCGCCCCCUCCUCCUCCUCCACAGCAGCAGGCUGGCUAUAUGGUGCCCUCCCCUGGGCAGAGCAUACCAGCCCCGGCCUACUCCACCCAAGGCCCGGCACCCGUCAACCAGCCAGUGAUGCAGCAGCAGGGCUACAUGCAGCAGCCUAUGCAGCAGAUGCCAGCGUGUUACUGCGCACCAGGCCAGUACCCUCUGUCCAGCCAGCAGUAUCGGCCAGUUGGCACGGUGCAGUACAGUAGCCCUCAGAGCCAGCCCCUGCCCCCUCCCCCACCUGCUCAGCAGCCAGGUUACCAAACUGUGAUGCCAAAUCAACAGCCGAGUUACCAGAGCAUGGUCCAGCAGCCGCAGAGUCAAACCCUGGUGAGCGGCCAACAUAGCAAUAUGGGAAAUCAGAUGCAAGGCAUGAUGGUCCAGUAUCCUUCAAUGCCAUCUUAUCAGGUAUCCAUGCCUCAAGGAUCCCAGGGCGUGCCCCAGCAGACAUAUCAGCAGCCAAUCAUCAUCCCCAACCAGUCCAGCCAUGGGCCCAUGCCUGCGUCCAGCAUUCAGGUCUACUACAGUGUUAUACCACCCAGUCAGCAGAACACCAUGAGCUCCUCUGUGGGAUUCCUCCCUCCUCCAGGCACGGAGCAGAUGCCGUUCCCUCGCACCUCCUCCCCCUGCAACUCCCAACAGAUUCCUGCCCAGCAGUGCUCAGGCAUGCCUCCCUCAGCUCCUGGUGGCAGUAUGGUGAUGAUGCAGCUCACGUUACCUCCAACCCAGCAGCCACGGCCACACUCACCUCCACAGUGGAAACACAACAAGUACCACAGUCUGGACCACCAACGCAGCCAGAAGUCCACCGAGCUCUGCAGCCUGGACACCUCACAGAGCAGUCCUCAGCUGGGCAGCCCAUCCACCUCCCCCGCACAGUCACCCACACCCUCCCACCUGACCAGCGUGAAGAACGUCCGUCCUGGCCUCACUUCUGUUCCCAUCAUGCCUCAGUUCUCCAGAUCCUUUGUCCCGGGGCAAGGCGAGGCUCGGUACCCCCUCCUUGGUCAGCCUCUCCAGUACAACCCCCAGGUCCGUCCUCCUUUACUCCAUGGACCCCCGAUGGUCUCUAAUCACCAGGGCCCGGUGGGGAUACGGCACAGUGGUCGAGGCAGAAAGCCACCCAGGAAAGCGCUGUCUACAGAUCUCAGUGUAGGUGAAGCAGUAAGUGGGCGUGUCCUGGAAGUGACGGACCUUCCAGAGGGCAUCGGCCGAGCACAGGCCGAGCUCCUGCUGAGGGACCUGGGCCGGAUGGGUGCUGUGUUAACGUGGCUGCCAGAUCCCAGAGCAGAUGGCAACCGCACCACUACCACCACACUUGCUGCUGAUCCCGCCUCCACCUACACCAUCCUGGCCACCUUUCCCUCCAGACAGGUGGCGCAGGGGGCCCUCCUCUACCACAACUUCGCCCUCGGCCCUGCUCCAUUCAGACUCAUCCCCAGCAAGAGACACUGCGAGCAGCCCAGUCUGGAGAGGGCCAGCUCCCAAUGAGACUCCUCACUCUUAUCUAACUCCCCAUAAACUCCCAAAAACCUAAAAACCUGAACUCAUCCCGAACAAGCUCCCUUCAACACCAGCAUCCCUCCAUUUCAACAUCACUCUCUUUUUUUU
Astyanax mexicanus (Mexican tetra) is the source of this 4025-nucleotide messenger RNA. Its product is annotated as R3H domain-containing protein 1. Lineage: Eukaryota; Metazoa; Chordata; Actinopteri; Characiformes; Acestrorhamphidae. The record is from RefSeq and is a predicted model, not a curated record. The coding region runs from base 525 to 3905 and encodes 1126 amino acids. The transcript has 27 exons. Gene Ontology annotation, molecular function: nucleic acid binding.